Heterobasidion irregulare TC 32-1 is the source of this 999-nucleotide messenger RNA. RefSeq lists its product as uncharacterized. The record is from RefSeq and is a predicted model, not a curated record. Gene Ontology annotation, biological process: cell differentiation; regulation of transcription by RNA polymerase II. Gene Ontology annotation, molecular function: RNA polymerase II cis-regulatory region sequence-specific DNA binding. The transcript is spliced from 3 exons. The annotation marks the transcript as partial. Lineage: Eukaryota; Fungi; Basidiomycota; Agaricomycetes; Russulales; Bondarzewiaceae.
AUGCCAUCCUCCUCGCACCCGUCCCCUCGCGAUAAAUCGCCCCUUCCCGGCACAUCUCCUGACCCAGGCAGCAGCGCCGCCGUCUCUCCCUCCGCGCACGACCACGACGGCGACGACGCGGCCUCGGAGCCCAUCUCCGAGCCCGCUGGCCGCCGGCGGUCGACCUCGAGCACGAAGAGCUCGGGCGACCGCGAAAAGCGCAAGCGGUCGCGCGUCACCCCCGACCAGCUCAUCCACCUCGAGCGGUUCUUCUCUGUCGACAGAUCCCCGACCGCCGCCCGCCGCCGCGAGAUCAGUCAGAUGCUAGGCAUGCAGGAGCGGCAGACACAGAUCUGGUUCCAAAAUAGACGGGCAAAGGCGAAGCUGUUGGAUGGGAAGAACAAGACCCAUCUUCCGACAUCGCCCCCAGAAACGCCCCCAGAAUUGCAGCCGGGUUUCCAAGCAGAGCUCCACAGCCUCAUUCACGAAGAUGAGGCCGUGACCGUCAUUCCCUGCACGGACCUUACCAUCGGGACGUGGCGACGGAUGGCGACCACGGUGGGCAAGCAUGACCUUGUCGCGUACCUCUGCGAUGCGAAGCGCUGUCUCACGUGGUUCAUCCACUCGGCGGGGCACGGCUUCAAAAUGGAAAUCGCCUACGACAGCGUAGUGAGCACCGAGUUCGCCAACGCCGCGCCCGGCGCCGGCCUCGCGACGUUCAUCCUCGCGCGCCCGCCCGCGUUCUUCCUGGAGGCCCCCGCCGUCACGUCGUCGCCGCAGGGCGACCGCUGCGCGCUCCCGGGCACGCGCGUGUGGAAGCGCUGUGCAGACUGGACGGAGGGCAUGCAGGCGACCAAGGUGCUCCGGCACGAGCUCGUCGGCUCGGCGGUCCAGCUUGCGCACGUCCUCGCAUCUUUCCACGCCGGCAAGGCUUCCGGCGAGGUCCGUCUCCACGAGCCCGCGUACACCGCGGCCCCAGCCUCUUCCUCGAACCCCACGUCGCCGCCAUCGCUGCCCCUG